CAUGCGCAAUGCGAAGAGGUAACGGCAGGCAGGUGAUCCGGGUUGCUAGGGAUCCGGCUGGGUCUUUGCAGGCAUCUAGGGAUUGAUUUUGAUCCUGGCUUCUGGGACGCUACAGCAGAAAUGCCAGGGCCUUCUAAUAUGUUUUGGAUGGUGGCAUAGCUUCAGACCACCUCAGCAUCUUGGUCGCUACCCCUGUCCCCUUCACCACCAAGCUGAAGCCAUUAAGGCCAAGGAGCAUCAGCCUUUCCCCCAGCAGGCGAGAUGCCUCUCUUUGGGAAUAUCUUCAGUCCAAAGAAGACGCCUCCUCGGAAGUCAGCCUCCCUGUCCAACCUGCAGACUUUGGAUCGUUCAAUCCGGGAUGUGGAGCUGGGUCUGAACUACGGAACCCCCACGAUGAACUUGGCGGGGCAGAACCUGAAGUUUGAAAAGGGCCAGUGGAUAGCAGAGGCCGGCAUCAGUGGGGGCGUGGAGCAGAGGGAGAUGCAGCGCCUCCGCAGGCGGAACCAGCAGCUGGAGGAGGAGAACAACCUCUUGCGGCUGAAAGUGGACAUCCUGCUGGACAUGCUCUCUGAGACCACUGCCGAAUGCCACUUAAUGGAGAAGGAACUGGAGGAACUGAAGAGCGUCGGCCGGAGAAGGAAAUAAGACCGGAGACGCCGGUUAGGAGCAGGGAGGCUCCCACCAUCGGGGGCGUAGGGUGAGGCUGAGCAGUUUGGUUUUUAGCAAAACUAGUGGAUUUGGCCCCAGAACACAACAGCAGGCACUGGCACCCUCUGUUGCCAGAAGGAAGGUGGCACAGGAUGGAGGAAGCCGGGCAGGGCAGUGGCUGGGAUGCCAGGCUGCAAGGAGAUCCCAAGAAGCCAAGGGGGUGGGAAUCUUUGGGAGCAACGGCCCAUGUCCCCAGCGCCCUGUGGGACAGUGCAGUCGGGAGCCGCAGCUGAACUCCAUGGACUCCAUCAUCUCCCCACCUCUGCUGGACUUGAGGGAUGGCACAAGCUCCACAGAGCCCACGUUUAGGGGUCUGGAAUAAGUGACUGACUCUCUUGGUUCUCUGCCCCCCGCCAGGCCACUCGCCCCUGGCCCGUGAAGAAUGCUCAUCCCCAAAGCCACAGCUGCUCUGGCGUCAGCUUCCCAGCAACAAGCACCAGCCUUCCACAGCAACACUAUUUUUGUGCUAUUUUCCUGUUUAUACUCUUUCCUUUGUAUUAAAUGAUACCGAACGACC
Messenger RNA from Chinchilla lanigera (long-tailed chinchilla), 1225 nucleotides. It is a transcript of the gene Cby1, whose product is annotated as chibby homolog 1 (Drosophila). Gene Ontology annotation, cellular component: nucleus. Gene Ontology annotation, biological process: negative regulation of Wnt signaling pathway. The record is from RefSeq and is a predicted model, not a curated record. The coding region runs from base 262 to 645 and encodes 127 amino acids. The transcript has 6 exons. NCBI's taxonomy places the organism in Eukaryota, Metazoa, Chordata, Mammalia, Rodentia, Chinchillidae.